UUGAUACAAAUAUUUGCUUUUCAAAUUGCAAAUUUGCUCUAUCGCUUCAUCUGGGCAAACAAUCAGUCUGUACUGACGUUAUGAAUCUUUUACCUCAAAUCGCGAUAGUUUUAUUUAACUGUGAUUCAGAUCGUAUAUUUUUUUACUAUGAUACAAUCAGUUGACGACAUAAUUAGUGUACUAUUGGAUUUGUGUAAAAAAGUAUGACGCUUUAUUUUUAAAUUUCUAUGCAGUAUUACGUCAACCAGUGCGUCUGUUUAGCAUGGUUGUUCGAGAGAUAAACCGUCAGCAGAGUGAGUGAACUCAAGAAGCAACCCUGCAUUUGCCAUUCACUUUUACAAUUUCUGGGUUCUUCGUUUCUUCAAUUGCUGAGGAGAAGCAGCCGGAGAGCUUCGUCUGCCGAAGGUGGCGCCCCCUGUGAUCUACAGGAAUUUGUCUCCCCAAACUCAUUUGCUGAACACAAGGAAAAAGUUCACGGGGUAUCAUAGGAGCCAUCCCUGCCAAGCUUAGAAUCCACAAAUUCCUCAUAACUAAUCAUUAUUUGCAAGGCUGGUUUACUCAUUAAAAUGUCAAGCCUAGGGUUGUAUGCACUUUUUCUUCUCCUGCUCUUCAACUAUGGAGCAUCACAGACGAUCAUCAAUACUCUUCCAGGUUUUUCAGGUGCUCUUCCUUUCAAACUUGAAACCGGAUACAUUGGUGUGGGAGAAAAUGAUGAAGUUCAGCUAUUCUACUACUUCAUUGAGUCCGAAAACAAUCCUAACAUGGACCCUCUUUUGCUUUGGAUCACCGGUGGACCUGGUUGUUCUGGUUUAUCCACCCUUGUUUAUGAACUUGGUCCAUUUACUUUUGAUGUUGCACAUUUUGAUGGAAGCUUGCCAUCUAUUCUCUUAAAUCCAUAUUCUUGGACCAAGGUUGCCAGUAUCAUAUUCAUAGAUUGGCCAGUUGGUACUGGAUUUUCAUAUUCCAACACUUCACAAGGUUGUUCUUCCUCGGACACCAAAUCAGCAAAAGAUACUUACACAUUUCUUAGGAAGUGGUUAUUGAGUCACCCCAUGUUUAUCAAAAAUCGUCUAUAUGUCGCCGGUGAAUCCUAUGCAGGCAAACUUGUUCCCAUGAUUUCCAUGGAAAUAUCACAAGGAAAUGAAGCAGGACUGAAGCCACAAAUGUCCCUCCAAGGAUACAUUAUCGGAAAUGGACUAACAGUACCAAACAUUGAUUAUAAUGCACGAAUUCCAUAUGCUCAUCGCAUGGCACUUAUAUCGGAUGAAUACUUUGAGUCAGCAAAAAUUAGCUGUAAUGGAAAAUAUUACAAUCGUGAUCCAAACAAUGUGCAAUGUUUGCAUGCACUUCAACUGAUCCAAAAGUGCAUAAAUCUUAUAAAUGGAGUUCAGAUUUUGGAACCAAAUUGUGAUAACAUGGUAUCAAAACUUGAUGAUUUUGGAUGGUAUCAGACAUUUCCAGAAGACGAUUCAAGCAACCACCUCGUCCUCCCAUCAUCCAAACAAUAUCGACAGUGGUGUCGCAGCAAAAAUUUUAUAACAUCUUCUGUUUGGGCAAAUGAUCCGAGUGUCCAAGAAGCUCUUCAUAUAAGAAAGGGUACCAUAACAGAGUGGAAAAGAUGCAAUGAGAGCAUAUCCUAUGAAAGGAAUGUAGAAAACGUUCUUCAAUAUCAUAGAAUAUUCAGCAAGAAAGGAUACAAAGUUUUAAUAGCUAGUGGUGAUCAUGACAUGAUUGCACCUUAUAUUGGUACUUUAAAAUGGAUUCGCAUACUCAAUCUGACUGUUAUUGACAACUGGAGACCUUGGCAUGUUAAUGGCCAAGUCGCGGGAUACACAGAGAAGUUCAAGAACAAUGACUUCUAUCUCACAUUUGCGACGGUCAAGGCAAAAAAAUUUUGAUUCUGCUCAUUCUCACAAUGAUUUGAAGAAAAACAAGAAAUAAAAGUGUGUUUAUGUUGCAGGGUGCAGGACAUACAAUAUCAGAGUAUAAGCCUAAAGAAUGUUUUGCGAUGUUCGACCGGUGGCUCUCUAUACGUCCUCUAUAAAGUAUGGAUAGGCAUGCAUGUUUUGUGGGUUUAUUUAUUACACCUUUCAGCAUGUAAAGAUCGUGUAGUUUUAAGUUCAACUAUUGUAACACAGAUUGGAUUAGUCGGCUUUUUA
This is a messenger RNA of Olea europaea var. sylvestris, 2159 nucleotides long. Its product is annotated as serine carboxypeptidase-like 18. Gene Ontology annotation, biological process: secondary metabolic process; proteolysis. The record is from RefSeq and is a predicted model, not a curated record. Gene Ontology annotation, molecular function: serine-type carboxypeptidase activity; acyltransferase activity, transferring groups other than amino-acyl groups. Lineage: Eukaryota; Viridiplantae; Streptophyta; Magnoliopsida; Lamiales; Oleaceae. The coding region runs from base 567 to 1898 and encodes 443 amino acids. The transcript is spliced from 15 exons.